AUGAUGUGGAUAUUCCUUGUGCUUCUGGUGCUGCCUUCUGGACUUAGCAGCGAUAGCUGUCCAGCAAACGGCCAGGCCUGCAACCAGAGCGCCAAGAGGAAGGCUUUCUGGAAGAGCAUGCGACAAGAAGGCCUCGAGCUGAAGCUUCGCCGGAAGACAGUCGAGGAGAAGGCCUUCGGUGGACAGCCUGCCCACAACAGGACUGCAAUGGUCUUGUCGGACGACGUCUUCUAUGGCCGUGCUAUCAUGAAGAUCCCCCGCCAGGCGGUCCUGACCCUGGAAACGACCAGAGAAGAGAAGCUUCGAAAGGAGCUGACGGGCUUCCUAUUCGAGAAGAGGAAGCUGGAGAUGCUCUACAACAUCUCUAGUGAGGACUACACCCAUCUACUCAGCUUGGCCUAUCCGCUCAUUGCGGAAAGACGGAAUCCUGAGUCGGUCUUUCACGAGUGGUUGAAGGCGACGGAGAAUGCUUCCGUCUUCGCCUUGCAGCUUACGCAUCGGCAAAAGAAGGUGCUAACCGGUACCACCGUAGAGGAUGCCAUCCAGGAGAUGGCUUACAGGAAGCACUUGAUCCUCGACACCGCAUCCAACCUUACUUUCUUCAAGAAGAAGUCAGUGACUCAAGCCGAAGCCGUCUGGGCGCUGGCGGUGAUUAUGCGGCAUGGUCGUGUGGUUCAUCCAUACCAAGAUCAACGGGAUGUCCGCAACCCGCGCAUGUACAUCUUCCCACUGCCAGAGCUGUUGGAUGUCGCUAUGCACGCCAGUCCCGGCGUGGCCAUUAGUUUCCAAGAGGAAGUGAUCAUAGAUGGAAAGCGUGAGCAGGACGUCGUGGUUCAGAUCGCACGCCGCGACAUGCCAAAGGGAGAGGAGAUUUUCGUUUGGCCGGGGCGCCUCUCCAACAGCGAGAUGAUUGCCAGGCAUGGCUUCAGCUUUCGCGAGAAUCCAAUCGGGAUUGGCCGGAACGUUUCGCAGCCACCCAGCUGGAGCGAAAACAAGAAUGCCAAGGGCCGGAAGGAGUACGACCUCUACAACUGUUCCUCUCUGGAGGCUUUUGAGAUGCGCUUCAGCGCUGAAGGCUAUCCGAUGCGAAACUUCGUGCGGUGUUACCGUGUCUCCUGGUUUAUUACCAACGGUUGGUAUUCGCCUGCACUCAAGAGCCGAAUGCGGGAGCUGAACAAGUGGCCGCCACCUGAGAAAUAUACGAAGUCUGACUGGCUCUCCUGGACUCAAGCCGAUGCAGAAGUCAAUCGUGCAAUUCUGGAGUAUUGUCAGUCCAUGAAGCAGCAGCUCAAGGACACGAUGGAUUCAGACACCGCAGAGGAUUUCCGACACUCCAAGGACCCUGUCGAUCGUGUGCUGUGGCACAUGCGAUCGGAGGAAUCCCGCACCUUCAAGAAUUGCAUUGCCGUGGCGAAGAAGAUAAAGAUGUAG
Molecule: messenger RNA, 1431 nt
Organism: Symbiodinium necroappetens
Lineage: Eukaryota; Dinophyceae; Suessiales; Symbiodiniaceae
Source: the annotation of a GenBank genome assembly